UUCAUUUGUUAAUUUUGCUGGGAAAGGUAGCUGAAGAUUCCAGUUGUACAGCAGGUGUAAGGGUAGCUCCUUCCCCAAUUUACAGGGUUGAGGAAGAAGGAAGAUAAGUUGCUGACUUCUCAUGUUGGAACAGAUUUCCCAUUAAAACAAACAAACAAACAAAAAAACCUUUAAAUAAUAAUACAUACUCUAACAUGUUUCAAGUAUAUUAUAGAAUAUAUAGUUGUUUUGAGACUGCCCUAGGGCUGUGACUGCCUCUAAUCUUAACAUCUCUUAAAAGAGUAUGUUUUUAUUCCAAAGCAACUUCUGAAUCCUAGACUUAAAAGUUGACAUUCCAUAUAUUUAUGAAUUAAAGGAUAGUCAUUGAAGUUAUUGAGUCAUUGAGGAGGUUAUUACUGAACCUAUGCAUGGUUUUCAUUACCUUAAUGAUUCAUCCAAGCUCCUGUAAUAGUCUUAGAGAAAAACCAUGUUUUUGAGGGUCUAGCUCUAAUGCAUCUGUUUUAAAGAGAACCCAUUUAUGUUCUUCCCUUUGGUGAUGUCUUAAAUUACAAUCAUAUUGCCUGAAAACGUGUCCUAUAAAACAUACAUUCAGGAGUUCCUGUUGUGGCAUAGUGAGUUAAUGAUCCGGCUUGUUUAUGUGGUGCUGCUGGUUCUAUCUCUGGCCCAGCACAGUGGGUUAAGGAUCUACCGUUGCCACAGCUGUGACUAGGGCACAGCUACAGCUCAGAUGCAGUCCCUGGCUCAGGAACUGCCAUAUGCCACAGGUGUGGCCAAGAAAGAGAAAAAAAACCCAUACACAUACAUCCAACAUGAUCUGUGGAAGCAGGUCCUUUAGUAGUGAAAAGUCCAUGCAGUGCAAGACCUUCAUAAGGUCAGGAUGUAGGUACUUCUACAGAAAUGCCUCUCUGAAGGUCUCCACUGCUUUUUGUGUGUCUUCAUUUUCUGUCCUUUAGCGCAUUUGAUGAUUAUUUAACCAACAUCUAUCUGCCUAAUCUCAGACAUUGAUGGGCCCUGGGAAUGUAAAGUUGAACAAAAGAUUGCCUUCUAGAAGUUACCUAGAAGAGGAGACUGGCAAGUUACAAAACAAAGUGAAAAGAGUUAAUAAGAUGUUUGAGUUGAGGGAAGAGUGCACUUCUUGUUUUUGGCCUGGUCCAUGGCAUGUGGAAGUAUCUUGGCCAGGGGUCGAACCCAGUCCACCUAAGUGAGGAGGCCUGAUCCCUAAGCUGUUGCUGCUCUAUAAGAGAACUUUCUCUUCCUUUUUUUUUUUUUUUAAAUCAUGUCCUACUUGAAACUGACCUUAUGUCUUUGGUUCAGCUAUCUUUCAGAGCAUUCCAGUGACACCUAGGCCUCAUUCCCUACUUCAGGGUGUUGCCUGAGGUUGUUUCUCACCCAUUGCUAUAGAGCUAAGAAGUCAAGAAGUACUUAGUGCGUAGAAAGAGCAGGCAGGUACCACCAAUACCCUAAAUUGUUUUCUGUCCUGAUUUAAAAACUCCCAAGUCCACACAAAAAGGAAAUCGAGAGCUGUGUCAAUGACUUGGAGCCCCGUGAUAAGACAGCCAGCUCACCAUCUUUGGAGGUAUAUCAAGUGGGAAUACAGUAAAAUUCAUGCAUUAGAGUUUUGAAUCAACUUAGGUCUAAGAUUUUCAGCUGCUUACAAAACAUUGUUUGGAAAUGCCAUAAUUCAGUCAACAAAAAAAUAUGUGAUACCCCCCUCCCCACACUCCUCACCUUAAUCAGUCACAAGAGUUUAUAGAGCUUUCUUUUACAGUCAUUGCCGCUAAAUUAAUUCAGGUGACUUUUCAUCACCUGGUACCUGGAUUCUUCUAUUGUAAGUCUCCUAAUUUGAUUCCCUGUCUCCAGAUCUGUUCUCUCGCCAAAAGGAUCCAUGUUGUUAGUCUGAUAUAAUCUUAAUGCAUUUCUUCCCAUAACUUUCAGUAACUCCCAAUUACCUGCAGCGUUGAAUUGGUAGUCCAUAAUCUGUAUCCAGCUCACUCCUCCAACUGUAACCUCUUUCAUUCAUGGUAUGGGAAAUGCCAGGGUGUCUAUUAGCUUGUUUGUCCUCUUCCUCCUUGCUGGGACUUCACCUGUCUUCUUGUAGCUUCAACGAAUAGCACUUUUCUCUUGUCCCUGAGAUACAGGAAGUCCCUGGUCUGCAGUACCUCGCCCUCCACCCAUCUAUAGCCCUUAAUUCAUUCAACCAGCGGCUUGAGGGCUCCAGUUGUUGCUGGGAUGCGGUGCACCACUCACCGCUAUUUAUGGUCUAGAUUGCUUUUUACCUUUUCAAGUAAGUGGAUUCCACCAAGAGCUCCUGGAGCUAGGGCCACCUCUUCUCGGCUUCAGUAAGUAAAUGAUGAGUUACUAUUUUCCCUUUUAAGAGGCUGCUCCUGGAGCCUGACUCAAAUUGAAUAGGCCAGAACAUACUGGUCACAAGAUCUGACCCACUGCGUGAUCACAGGUCAGGUGAGGGAGGGUCGACUAAAAGCCAUAAUUCUAUUAGGGAACGUGCUCCAUUAAGUCAACCUGGACCUAGGACCUGGGCCCCAAACUCAGCGGCGUGUGGGCGGCGGCGCCCUGCAGGCCAGGACUACUUUUGGCCCUUCGCAGCCGCCGUCCACAGCGCCCCGCUGAGCCCCAAAGCCCUUGGAGAGGACCGGCUCACGCUCCGCACUGCCAGGCCCCCACCACGGCUCUCCGUGCAGGACAGACGAUGAAGUUGAAGGAACUUGAGCGACCAGCUGUCCAAGUGUGGAGCCCAGCCAGCCAGUACCCUGUGUAUCUGGCCACAGGAACAUCUGCGCAGCAGCUAGAUGCCUCCUUUAGCACAAAUGGCACAUUGGAAAUCUUUGAGGUUGAUUUCAGGGACCCCUCUCUGGACUUGAAACGCAAGGGCAUCCUUUCUGCCUCCAGCAGGUUUCACAAGCUGAUCUGGGGGAGCUUUGGCAAUGGGCUUCUGGAAGGCUCCGGGGUUAUUGCAGGCGGCGGGGACAAUGGCAUGCUUACUCUAUACAAUGUGACCCACAUCCUGUCUUCGGGAAAGGAGCCUGUGAUUGCCCAGAGGCAGAAGCACACGGGGGCUGUCAGAGCCCUUGACUUUAAUCCUUUCCAGGGCAACCUCCUAGCCUCAGGGGCCAAUGAUUCUGAAAUCUUCAUUUGGGAUUUGAAUAACUUGAGUGUGCCAAUGACCCCGGGAUCCAAGUCACAGUAUCGUGAGCAGCCCCUAGAAGACAUCAAGGCACUCUCUUGGAACCGCCAAGUUCAACACAUUCUGUCUUCUGCUCACCCCAGCGGCAAGGCAGUCGUGUGGGAUCUCAGGAAGAAUGAACCUAUCAUCAAAGUCAGUGAUCACAGCAACAGGAUGCACUGCUCAGGCCUGGCCUGGCACCCAGACAUAGCCACCCAGUUGGUGCUAUGUUCAGAAGAUGAUCGUCUUCCAGUGAUUCAGCUGUGGGACUUGCGCUUUGCCUCCUCGCCCCUCAAGGUGCUAGAGAGUCACAGCAGGGGAAUCUUGUCAGUGUCGUGGAGUCAGGCUGAUGCUGAGCUGCUGCUCAGUAGUGCCAAGGACAGCCAGAUCUUGUGCUGGAACCUUGGGAGCAGUGAGGUGGUGUAUAAGCUGCCCACACAGAGCAGCUGGUGCUUUGAUGUGCAGUGGUGCCCUCGGGAUCCUCCAGUGUUCUCUGCUGCCUCCUUUGACGGCUGGAUCAGUUUAUACUCCGUGAUGGGUAGGAACUGGGAAGUCCAGCAGAUGAGACAGGCUGACAAGAUCUCUUCUUCCUUCAGCAAAGGCCAGCCUCUCCCACCAUUGCAGGUGCCAGAGCAAGUGGUCCAAGCAUCACUGAUACCUCCUCUGAAAAAACCCCCCAAAUGGAUGAGAAGGCCAGCAGGUGUUUCAUUUGCUUUUGGGGGGAAGCUGGUUACCUUUGGCCUUCUCAGCACCACUGCCCAUCAGGUGCCACAGCCUUGUCUCCACCUGGUGUUCAUCAGUCAGGUCACCACGGAACCUGAAUUCCUGACACGGUCAGCUGAGCUGCAGGAAGCCUUGGGAUCAGGAAAUGUCCUGAAUUACUGUCAGAACAAGAUCCAGCAAGUGACACUGCCAAGUGAAAAGAUGCUCUGGCAGUUCCUGAAGGUGACCCUAGAGAAGGACUCCAGAAUGAAAUUCCUAAAGCUACUAGGAUACAAUAAAGAUGAGCUUCAGAAGAAGGUGGCCAUGUGGUUGAAGAGUGAUUUGGGGCUGGGUGAAAGCCCUCAGCCCAAGGAGGAUGCCCCCAACAGUAGCAGACGACAGGCCUUCUGCAGCCAGACCUCUGAACAUAGCGCAGAGGAAGCCUCUGCCUCCUCAUCCUUCUUUGAUGAGCUGGUCCCUCAGAACAUAACUCCAUGGGAGAUCCCCAUCACAGAAGACGCAGAUGGACUCCUGAGCCAGGCUCUCCUGCUUGGAGAACUGGGCCCUGCCGUGGAGCUGUGUCUGAAGGAGGAGCGCUUUGCUGAUGCCAUCAUCCUGGCCCAAGCUGGGGGUGCAGACCUGCUGAAGCAAACACAGGAGCGUUACUUGGCCAAAAAGAAAACCAGAAUCGCCCCGCUGCUAGCCUGUGUUACCCAGAAGAGUUGGAGAGAUAUGGUGUGUGCCUGUAGCCUGAAGAACUGGAGAGAGGCUCUGGCCUUGCUACUGACCUACUCAGGGCCAGAGAAAUUCCCUGAGCUCUGUGACAUGCUGGGAACUCGCAUGGAGCAGGAGGGCAGCAGAGCACUAACCUCCGAAGCCAGACUCUGUUACGUGUGCUCAGGGAGUGUGGAGCGGUUGGUGGAGUGCUGGGCAAAAUGCCACCAGGCUUCAUCCCCAAUGGCUCUGCAGGACCUGAUGGAGAAGGUGAUGGUCCUUAACAAGAGCUUGGAGCUACUGCGGGGUCCUGAUGGGGUGAGCCCAGGCCCUGCCACAACCUCCAGGGUCACUCAGUAUGCCCACCUCCUGGCAGCGCAGGGCAGCCUGAACGCUGCCAUGAGCUACCUACCCAGUGACUGUGCUCAGCCACCAAUUCAGCAGCUCAGAGAUCGGCUUUUUCAUGCCCAGGGUUCUGGUGUCUUGGGCCAGCAGUCUCCCCCUUUCCCCUUCCCCCGGGUUGUUGUGGGAGCUAUCCCCACCUCUCAAGAGACAUCAUCUCACAGACUGGGAUUCCAGUCUUCUCACCAGGUUCCGACUCCAUCUGUAAGGCCAAGGAUUUCCACACCUCAGUCAUCACUAGUGAUGCCCUCGACAUCUUCCCAUCCUGUCCCUUAUCAGGGCUCCCGAAUGAAGAAUACAAGUGACUAUAGGCCACCUGGUUUCCAGGAAUCCCAGCCUUUGCCCCUGGGCCCUGGGGUAAGGCCCGCUUCCUCUCAGCCACGGCUGUUAGGAAGGCCACGGGUGCAAGCUCCUAACCCUGUGAGAUUCCCUGGAACAUGGCCUCUUCCUGGUCCCCCUCCUCCCAUGGCACCCGCAGACAUCAUGCCACCUGGCUCUGCCUCCCUGCCUGAGACUCCUCGACUGGUCCCUCUGCUUCCUGUGAGAACACCAGGCCUCGGUCCCAUGAACUCCCAGCCGCCAGCCCCUCCUGUCAGCCUCCCUGCAGCACACCCCUCAGGAGGCCCAGGCGCUCCAUGUGCUAGCGCCCCACCAGCCACCGACCUCUUGACCCCUCAGCCAGGGCCUCAAGAUUCCUUGAAAAAUGCUCCAGUGCCCAGGGGAAGCCUUCAGAGGAAAAAGUUGCCAGAGACAUUUAUGCCCCCAGCACCAAUUACUGCUCCAGUUAUGUGCCUCACCCCUGAGCCACGAGGGCUCCUUUCCUCACAGCCAGCUGUCCCCAGUGUGAGUCAGGCUCCCUCUGGAGCCCCAGGAGAACUCGGCCUGCAGCGGCUUCAGCAGCCACCUGAGAAGAUGGACAUGAAGGAGCUGCCCCCCGAACAUGAGUCCUUGAAGAUCAGCUUCGAGGCACUUCUGCAACGCUGCUCCCUUUCUGCCACUGACUUAAAGACAAAACGGAAGCUGGAUGAGGCAGCCCAACGCCUAGAAUGUCUGUAUGAGAAGCUCCGUGAGAGGACAGUCCACACUGUAGGGUCCCCACCUCCUCCACCUUCAGCCCGUCCCUCUGGGGACCGACUCCCAAAGACAUGCUUAUGCCUGGGUCAGUUUCCUCAGUAUCCCUUCAAGGAAAGAGGGAAGAAGAAGAAGGGAGAAGGCAGAGAUUCCUGGAAAGCCUGUGCCAGCAGAGGGCCUCUGCAGAAGGAAGACGUGGCUACAGCGGAGACCUUUCAGCAGAAACUUGGGGCGGGGAGAGAUGAGUAAAUGCGAAAAGCCAUGCUUUCCCGGACCCUGCAUAUCUCAGAAGCAUUCUUCCAGUUUCUAAGAUCCACAGGCUUUAGGGCAACGAGGACAGAGAGGAGGAACGCCUGUACACAUCCUGGUCUGAGAAAAAUCACUAGCUCAGACUCUCAAAACGGUUCCCAGAGCUAAGUGUGGUGAGCGGACGAUGCAGAUAGCUCGAGGAGAGCGCAGAGGAAUUGUGGAAACAGGUUGGGAAGUGGCAAGCAUCGGAGAGAAUGCAGAGUCUCUCCCUCUCGGGAUCCCUGGCCUUGGUAGUGUGGAGUCCCUAUUCCCUAGAUUCCUCUAUUUGGGGUCUCUAAAAGAAGCCAAGGACAAAUAAGGAAACAAGAAGGGAGAGAGGAGGCCCUUAGGGUUUUCUCCCAGGUUUGUGAGCCGCGCCCCCCGGCGGCCGCUCCGCGCGACUGCAGAAGUAUUUGGUAACCCGCCGGCGGCACUGCUCGCAGCGGACCGCGCAGCACCAGUGGAACUUGCAGUUGCAGCUGGACACUGUCUCCGCGCGGCGCUCCUCCACCGACAGGCCGCAGUCGCCGCAGAGCCGACGGCAGCUGCGACGCUCCCAGCGGCCCAGGGCCCGGCCGCGCCGCAGGCACUCUCUGCCUUCGGUGCCCAGCAGUCCUAGAGUUUUGUUCUCCAGGCAGUAGUCCGGGGAGUCCUCCAGGUGCACCAGCUCCCGCGUGGAGAUGGAGCGAAAGGUGUCGGCGAUGGCGCCGCGGCCCGCCGCGCUGUUGCCAGCACCCUGCAGCAGAUCCACCUUGAGAGCUGCGUGGUACUUCUCUUUCAAGUGCGCGCCCACCUCUCGGAACUCGGGCAACUGCAGCCAGCAGGUCUGCGUGGUGCAGCUGCCAGAAACGCCGUGGCAUUUACAUGUGCGUUUCAUGGUGCCCUUUACUGCCUGAGGAGAGAGCUAGGAGUGAGCAAGCCAGGAAUUAAGCGCGUGAGGAGCCUCGGCCUCAAGGGGGUUGCGAAGCGUCUAGCUAGUCUACGUGGCCAGCCGGCCUGGUACCUCAUUUCCCCAGUCUGAUAAAUGAAUUGAUGAGCUGUCCGCACCUAGCUCUGGCAGUGGGUUCAUGGAGCCAGCUGCCUGAUUCCAGGGGCUGCGGGACUCACCUUGCGACCAGCCUCGUUGUUGUGUAGAUUCAUGGCUGCCCGGGCAUCCUGUCCUGUCUCCAGGGCAUCUACGAACUGUUUGGAUAUUGCCUCUCCGAAGCCCACGUUGUCGCUGCAGCCUCCCCACAGCCAGCCUUGGCCCCCUGGAAGCGUGCGGUGGGAAAAAAGGCCGUUACGGCGGGCGGGCGCGGAGCCUCCUGGGCUACUGAUUCUAAGUGGGUUUGGGGAAGGAUUCAGGUGGGGCGAGUGCUCUGUCUCCAGGUUACUGUCACCCUAGAUUUGUUUUUGCCACCUUUGUGCUCCUAUUUCCAGCCUCAGCCAAUCCCCUGCGCAGGGCCGUAUGACGUAAGUAGCUGACAAGGGAAUUCUCAGCCAGGUGCUUGCCCGCCCUCCUCAGUGUUUCGGGCCCUUGCGCACAGCGUGCACGUGCUCCGCCAGCGAUGGCCGGGACAAAAUGGCGCGGAAAAAGGUGAGGAAAGCGCGAGUCCUGAGGGGGAGAGAGAGGCGCAAUUGAAAUUAUAUGGAACAAAGAACUAUGUCUAGUCACUUAUGAGGGAGCAUGACAAUGGGAGAAAAAAGAAUGUAUACAUGUAUGUGUAACUGGGUCACCAUGCUGUACAGUAGGGAAAAACUGUAUUGGGGAAAUAACAAUAAAAAAUUAAAAAAAAAAGAAAUAGUAUGGAGCAGCAGUUGGAAGGUGAGCUGGAGGGCAGAGGAUUGGACAAGGCAGUGAAGGUAAACAGUGGAAAGGAGACAGGGAGAGGCGGCGUAGAAGGGCGUUCGUUUCCCCUAUGUUCGAGAUCAUACUAGGAUAGAGUCCGCAGAGAGUGUUCUUUUAUCAUUAUUGUGUUUAAAUUAGGGAAACCACACAGUCAGAGAAGGGCCCUCACCUACAUUUAGCCUGGUUUGUCCCUGUAGGGUUUGAGGCCAAACUGGUUCGCCCUGAUUUUCCUCAGAUUUAGAAGAAUAAAACGCUUCUUCACCACACCAAGUACCCACCAAGUUUUUCCUUAGGUGGACUUUACUG
This is a messenger RNA of Sus scrofa (pig), 8492 nucleotides long. The record is from RefSeq and is a predicted model, not a curated record. Lineage: Eukaryota; Metazoa; Chordata; Mammalia; Artiodactyla; Suidae.